This is a messenger RNA of Eptesicus fuscus (big brown bat), 2659 nucleotides long. RefSeq names its product interleukin 17 receptor E (gene IL17RE). Bases 75 to 2060 code for a protein of 661 amino acids. The record is from RefSeq and is a predicted model, not a curated record. Gene Ontology annotation, molecular function: interleukin-17 receptor activity. NCBI's taxonomy places the organism in Eukaryota, Metazoa, Chordata, Mammalia, Chiroptera, Vespertilionidae. The transcript is spliced from 16 exons.
UGUACUGCAAAGUCCUGCUGCCCACCUUCAGGCCGUGCAGCCAUGUUCUGGGUGCCCUGACCCAACGGAAGUCCAUGGGGCACCCCAGACUGGCAGCCCUGCUCCUGCCUCUCCACCUGCUGCUCAUUGGCGUCUCCACCUCUGCUGGGAUUGGCUGUCCCUGUCUGCCCCACUGGACUACCUGCUGUCUGCUGGUCUCCUGCAUGGAUGACAGUUUCACUGAAAGAUCUGCCCAUAUUCCUUGCCAUACCCUGCCACAUACCUGGGGUGCUUGGCGCUGGUACUGCCCCAGCUGUUUGUGCCUGCACCUGGUGUCAACUCCUUCAGACCUUCAACGGAGCUGGUUCCACCACCUGGUGCAGAAAUUCAAAAAGUCUUACAUGUUCCAGUUCUGUAGGAGACACAAGAUGCCAGCAUCUGCUCAGAGGAAGCUGCUGAGUCGCUGUUGCCUGUCUGAGAAGGACCAUCGUAUCUCCGUCCCCUCCCCAGGCAUCUCCCAAAAUGGGCUGCGCUUCAAAAGGACCCAACCUUUAGAUCCAGAGGUGGCGAAAGUUCUCCCGAGACAGAACUCACAAAGGCAUAAAGGGCCUGAGUUCUCCUUUGACUUGCUGCCUGAGGCACGGGCUAUUCGAGUGAGCAUUCCCUCAGGCCCUGAGGUCAGCGUGCGUCUUUGUCACCAGUGGGCACUCGAGUGCGAAGAGCUGAGCAGUCCCUUUGAUGUCCAGAAAACUGUGUCUAAGGGCCACACUGUAGACCUGCCUUAUGAAUUCCUUCUGCCCUGUCUGUGCAUAGAGGCAUCCUACCUGCAAGAGGAUACAGUGAGGCGCAAAAAAUGUCCCUUCCAGAGCUGGCCUGAAGCCUAUGGCUCGGACUUUUGGAAGUCAGUGAACUUCACUGACUACAGCCAGCACAGUCAGAUGGUCAUGGCCCCAACACUCCGCUGCCCAGUGAAGCUGGAAGCCUCCCUCUGCCAGAGGCAGGGCGGGAACGCCCUCUGCGAAGACCUCCCCAAUGCCACAGCUCGGGAGUCAGAGGGGUGGUAUGUUUUGGAGAAGGUGGACUUGCACCCCCAGUUCUGUUUCAAGUUCUCUUGUGGAAACAGCAGCCACAUUGAAUGUCCCCAUCGGACUGCAGCCCCAUCCUGGAACGUGAGCAUGGGCACCCAGGCCCAGCAGCUGAUCCUUCACUUCUCCACAAGGAUGCAUGCCACCUUCAGUGCUGCCUGGAGCCACCCAGACAUGGGGCAGGACAGCCUGCUGCCCCCUGUGUACAGCAUCAGCCAGACUCAGGGCUCAAGUCCAGUGACACUAGAGCUCAUCAUUCCCUUCCUGAGGCCAGGGGCCUGUGUUCUGGUGUGGAGGUCAGAUGUCCAGUUUGCCUGGAAGCACCUCUUGUGUCCAGAUGUCUCUAAUAGACACCUGGGACUAUUGAUCCUGGCACUGCUGGCCCUCACCACUCUACUGGGAGUUGUUUUAGUUCUCAUCCUCCGGCGCCCAUUGUCAGGCCCCGGCCAACCGCAUCCCGUGCUGCUUCUGCACGUGGCGGACUCAGAGGCGCAGCGGCGCCUGGUGGGAGCGCUGGCUGAACUGCUGCGGGCCACGUUGGGCGGCGGGCGCGACGUGAUCGUGGACCUGUGGGAGGGGACACGCGUGGCGCGUGUGGGCCCGCUGCCGUGGCUGUGGGCGGCGCGGGCGCAGGUGGUGCGGGAGCGGGGCACCGUGCUGCUGCUGUGGAGCAGCGCGGGUUCCAGCCCUGCCUGCGGCCCGGACACCCGCACCGCGCCCCUGCGCGCCCUGCUCCGCGCCGCCCCGCGCCCGCUCCUGCUGCUCGCUUACUUCAGUCGCCUCUGCGCCAAGGGCGACAUCCCCCCGCCACUGCGCGCCCUGCCGCGCUACCGCCUGCUCCGCGACCUGCCUCGCCUGCUGCGGGCGCUGGACGCCAGCCCUGCCACCCAUGCCACUGGCUGGGGCCGCCUGGGUGCUCGGUCGUGCCUGCGGAAUCGCCUGGAACUGUGUCGCCGGCUGGAACGCGAGGCAGCCCAACUUGCCCACCGAGGCUGAGUAGAGCUCCCCAGCAAUCCAGAUGUCCUGGCCACCGGCGUAGGGGCACUGGCUGGCACCCAGAAAGCGGCUUCUACCCUGGAAUUCUCAGGGUGCCUCCCAAGGACUACUCCCCAAAGCCUUAUUCCCUGCCUGCCAGCCCAGGAGCAGAGCACCGGCCUCAUCCUAGCCCUUGCACACUUUCCUCAGGCUUCCUCCUGAAGCUUCCCUGCCUCUCAGGACCCCCAGGGAGAGAGUCUCUCUUUCCGGGGGGCUCCUCUGACUCUAGUCCUGAUGUGGGAGGGGGACAUUCCCACUUCCUCUCUCCAAAAUUCCAGAAAGCAGUCUGCACAUGCUCCAGUGAAGGCUGGAGAGGUUGAGGCAGGGGUGGGGGAGGCAGGAGCUAUGGCCUUUCUGAAGGGGGUUGACUCUAGAGAAGUAGGAGAAACCCCUUGGGGGUGAGGGAUCCUUCUUUCCCACACCCAGGCCUUGCUCAGGUGGAAAGGGAGGGAGGACUGGACCCAGGGAAAAAGGCUUUGGCCCUGGGUGGCCAGGGCAAAGGUGGGGCAGUGGACACCAAGAUGGAGAAAGAUGAAUAAAGGCAAACAUGAUGGAUAAAC